Messenger RNA from Anopheles arabiensis, 1200 nucleotides. Its product is annotated as dnaJ homolog subfamily C member 8. NCBI's taxonomy places the organism in Eukaryota, Metazoa, Arthropoda, Insecta, Diptera, Culicidae. The record is from RefSeq and is a predicted model, not a curated record. Gene Ontology annotation, cellular component: nucleus. Bases 153 to 974 code for a protein of 273 amino acids. The transcript is spliced from 3 exons.
GGCCUAAGCAAAACAGAGCAGAAAAAAUCAACACCAAGCUGCGGCUAGUCAAAACACACCGAACGCGAAAUAAACAAAAAGCCAUUCUUUUAAUCGGAAGAAAAGGGAAUCCGGCGUCUUGUGUGUCGAUCGCAGCUGCAUCCGUCGGAAAGAUGGCACAGGGAGGCGGACAUGAGGAGCAAACGUUUAACGAAUUUUACACCGAGGUGAAGGAGAUCGAGAAGCGCGACUCGGUGCUCACGUCCAAACAGCAGAUCGACCGGUUGCUGCGCCCGGGUGCGACCUACUUCAACCUGAACCCGUUCGAGGUGCUACAGCUCGACUGCGACACACCGCUGGAGCAGAUCAAGAAAAAGUACCGCAGCCUGUCGAUACUGGUGCAUCCGGACAAGAACCCGGACAAUCUGGACCGCGCCCAGCAGGCGUUCGAGAUCAUCAGCAAAGCGUACAAAACGCUCGAGAACGAGGCGACCCGCAAAAAGUGUCUCGAGGUGUAUGAGGAGGCAAAGGACCGCACGGACAUGAUGAUUGCCGAAAAGAAGAAAAAGCUGAAGAAGGAGGGCAAGUACGACGGCGUGCCGGAGGACGAACCGGCAAAAUACAAACACGCCAUCUACGUGAUGGUGAUGAAGCUGUUCGCGGACAUUGAGCGGCGCCGGCAGCAGCUGGAGGUGCGCGAUAUGGAGGAGCGCAAGCGCAAACGGGAGGCCGAGAUCGAGGAGGAGGAGCAGCGCGACCUGCAGAAGGAGUGGCAGAAGAACUUUGAGGAGUCGCGCCAGAACCGGGUCAACAGCUGGCACACGUUCCAGGCCGGCUCGUCCUCGGCGUCCUCGUCGGCAUCGUCGUCGUCUGCAGCUGCCGCGGCCGCCGCUGCCUCCUCCUCCUCCGCGGCAACGACCGUGAAGAGCAAAAAAUCGAAAAAAGCCAAGUACACCUCGUUUAACCCACCGAAAAUCAAGCCCGAGACGCGAUAGAGGCCGCCACCGCCGUGUUCCGAACCGUUCCAGCUGCUGAAGUAGAAUGUCGUGGAAUUUAGUUUUAAUACUGCCUUCCUCACCGGAUCAUCCCCCCCUACCCCCUCUGCCACACCUUCACUAUUGCAUGUCGCGUGUAGGGCCUCCGCUCUGUGGCUGAGCUUUUGAUCACGAUUCCCUCAACUAUUCUUCUCGGUGGUAGUAAACGUCUUUUACUGAAAUGUGA